AUGGCGUCUUGUACUUCAUUUAAAAUCCAAGAUGUUCGACGGAAGGCCACUCCUGUAGCAUUCAGUUUUCAAGAGGUUAGUAUCCGUACCCUCCAUCCAAGCAAGAAACGUCAGGGAAUAUCAGUCAAGUUGAGAAAAUCGAUAACGACAGGGUCGUCACUGAAUAGAAGGACCAGAGUGACGAUUAGAUUUAUGCCAAAGGAGAAGAUUAUCGAAACAAGCCCUAGUCUUCCCCAAUCUGGUCUGGCCAUCCCUUUCUUCGGGAGCCAGAAUCUGUUCAUGUCCAACAGUGUCGUGAACGUAAAACUGGUAAGCCCACCAUCUGUGUCCAUGGUGUACGAGUUCACCAAGUCGUGGGUGGCAUCUUCGGCUUCAAACAUUGACGCCGUCCCGAAGUCGCCACAGGUAGGAGAAUUCUUCUCGAGCGUAGGUAUCGACCCCAAGAAUCUCAUUAUCCUGAUAAAGCAAUCCUGGAAUCCUUCUGCCCUCGUGGAGUGGGCGACACUGGCCUCUGCCCACAAGAUUGACUCAAUAAACCUCAUCUCAUCAGGCUUAUCAAUCGUAAUAACGGGCUGGGUACGAGCUACCGAUACUAUUGUGGAUCUAGGCGUGUUCGCACUCAACUUUUCGACUGGUGGUAGCGGAGGCGGAUAUAAAUUGAAUUCUUCGGGUUCAUAUACAGCAGAAUCUGUACCGGUUUCAUCUCUGGUGUUGACGGGGCGACUUGGCCUAAAGCAUGUCCAAAUUACUGGCAUGGUGGGUCAAGUUCGUUCUCUUCGGCCUUUACCAGACCUUCGUGAUCAAGUACCUAGUCAUUGUUCACAUUAUCGUACACUUCGAGCCUCUCUAUACCGUCUCUGUUGUCCCAUUUCCGGCAUUCCUAGCGCUACUCCUCAAUUAAAUUUUCCACCCAUAGCUGCAUCUAUCCCACGUCCUGAUGUAUAUCUCGAAAUGAUAACUCAUAUCCUUCUAUGCUAUACCCGGAAUCUGGGUCUUUAUAUAUUGGGCAGCCCUUAUCGGGAUGAAAGGUGGCCUAGUCUCGGAGGCAAACGAAGCAACAUUGCCAGUAGCAGUUGGAACAACCCUGUAGUGAGGAUACCGCUCGAUGCGAUCCGAGCGUAUGUACACAGGGACACAGGGUGGUUUUACCCGGCCGUCUUAAUUCCCGGAGUAUUUUUGAUCUGGAGUCUAGCGAUGCUUGCAUCCGACAUACGCCUUCCUUCUGCAGUCAUUGCGGGGUGCAAUGAUAUACAUGUGGUCAUAUUCGAAGAUACGCACGAAGGGUUACUGGCAGUACUACUCGCGAAGGUGGGCCUUCUACAUUGUAAUGAAAUCCUGGUUCUGAAGGUGUUUGAACAUGGGACGAGGAACUCUGACAUGUUCUUGACGGAGGGGUUGAAGACUUGGAUAGCGCAUCCUAUGCUCCAUUCUGCUCCUUCUUCCAAUCUUGAGAGGAGCAUGAAUUCCGAGAAAGGGUUGGUCGUCGUCUUUGUGGUUUUUAGAAAAAGAAAACUCAAAUGGACGGGAUUUGGUAAAUCUAGACUUUGUUACACCAGUCCACCCACCUGUCAACCAUGGAUGGCCUACCAGCCAUGGUCCGGUCAAUCAUCCACUGCAUUUUAUCAUCCAACUUUGGGUUAUGAUAGAGAAGUUUUGGACAAGAAAUUGCAUCCUUUCGGCGCUCUCCUAGCUUCUAAAAAGAGGUUUAACGGCUAG
Molecule: messenger RNA, 1716 nt
Organism: Lindgomyces ingoldianus
Lineage: Eukaryota; Fungi; Ascomycota; Dothideomycetes; Pleosporales; Lindgomycetaceae
Exons: 14
Coding region: 1-1716 (571 amino acids)
Source: RefSeq, a predicted model, not a curated record